AUGAACACCGCAAUUAUUCUUCUUUUUACAUCAUUUUUGGCAACGGUACCGGUGGCUCUUCAGUUACCUUCGUCAAAAAAUAAACUGAAAGAUUCAGAGCAUUUCACAGGAGAGCAGCCACAAGCUACGAACUCUAGCUCGGGUUUGCAACAAGUUGGAGCUGUAUAUAUAGAUCAGAAAUCUGAAAACGCCCGAUUAGUUGUUCAAAUAGAUAACCCUCCUCUCGUCGGGAAGUACCAUAGGGAAUGGUCGUCAAUAGAUCAUUGGCUAGGCAACAACCAGAAAAAUAACCAUUUUGUCGGAGGAUCUAAGAAUAAUUUGCCUGCAAGCUAUCGCCCUAGGGGGGAGCUCUGUGGCGGUCCUUCGGUCCAAUGU
This is a messenger RNA of Ixodes scapularis (black-legged tick), 375 nucleotides long. RefSeq lists its product as uncharacterized. The record is from RefSeq and is a predicted model, not a curated record. Lineage: Eukaryota; Metazoa; Arthropoda; Arachnida; Ixodida; Ixodidae. The annotation marks the transcript as partial. The transcript is spliced from 7 exons.